Indicator indicator is the source of this 1757-nucleotide messenger RNA. It is a transcript of the gene TCAIM, whose product is annotated as T cell activation inhibitor, mitochondrial. Gene Ontology annotation, cellular component: mitochondrion. The record is from RefSeq and is a predicted model, not a curated record. NCBI's taxonomy places the organism in Eukaryota, Metazoa, Chordata, Aves, Piciformes, Indicatoridae. The transcript is spliced from 10 exons. The coding region runs from base 1 to 1470 and encodes 489 amino acids.
AUGUUUUGCUGCUUGAGAGCUGGGAGAAGGUUAUGUCUGGAGAAGGUACUGCUACAAUGUGUUCUUCAGUCACGAACUUUGUCAGGAGCUGAUGCCAUCAAUGCUCUCAGACCUUUCUAUUUUGCUGUGCAUCCAGAUUUUUUUGGCCAGCAUCCCAAAGAGAGGGAAGUAAAUGAAAACUCUCUGAAGAGGUUAAAUGGCUACUUGGAGAACCUUCAGAAACCAGGUUUUCGCUCCUUUAAGCCAACUCAGCUUACUUUUUAUGUAAGAGAAAGAGAACAAAACUCUUCUAAUGUUCAUGAAUCCUUCAGUGCUUCAGGAUUUCGAGCAGUCAGUUUUACAUUGCAUACGAGGGAUCUGCUGAGCACAGUAUUAGAUAUUCUCAACUCCUGCAGUUUGUCUACAGAGCAUGUUCAGAGUUUGAAUGUGAACUCUGAGCCCCACAAGGAAGCAAGAAGCACAGUGAAUAGACCUAUCAAAUGGGAUAAGACUUAUUAUUCGUUUACUGGAUUCAAGGAUCCUGAGGAGGAGCUAGAACAAGCCCACAGAGUGGAAACAACUUUAAUAUCUUGGCUAGAUGAUAAUGAAGCAAGUGCAGGAAAAAGGCUGAAAAAGAGUUUGCCACUUAGAAAAGAACUAGAACGUUUAAAAUUUCAACUCUCUCAUCAACUCCAGCUCUCAGAUAUCAGGUGGCAGAGAAGCUGGGGUGUUGCUCACCGCUGUAGCCAGCUACACAGUCUAGGUCGAUUAGUCCAACAGAGACCUGAAGUAUUAAAGAAUGUUAAAGGACGCACGGUGGUGUUUACAGACCGUUCAGGUAUGAGUGCAGCAGGCCACAUAAUGCUGGGGACCAUGGAUGUUCACCAUCAUUGGACCAAAAUUUUUGAGAGAUUGCCAAAUUAUUACAAACUUCAAAACAGACUGCUGUUCUUGGAAGAUCGGAUAAGCCAGCUUCUGGGAGGCAUACAAGUGAUAUAUAUUGAAGAGCUGCAACCCCUGUUGACUCUAGAAGAGUACUAUCAGACUCUGGACUCUUUCUAUAACAAGUUACGAGACAGCAGACUACCUUUUCAUCCUCGCAGUCUGCGAGGCUUGCAAAUGAUUCUGGAAAGUGACAGAUACGCACCAAGCUUACAUGAAUUUGGACACUUCACAAUCCCAACGGUCUGUGAUCCAGCAACCCUUCAAUGGUUUAUUUUUGCUAAAGCACAGGAAGCAAGAGAGAAUCUGAAAAGAAAGGAGGAGAUGAUGAUUACAGAAAAGGAGCUAAUUGAUAGUUCCACUGAAAAGUUUUCUUUGGAUCGGCUGUAUAAGGAGCCCAGCGUUUCCAGUGCGCAGAUGAUAGCCUGCUGUAAGCGGCUGCUGGAGGAAUCGUUGCCCUACCUACAAGGCAUGCACCUCUGCAUUUCACAUUUCUACUCUGUGCUGCAGGACGGAGAGCUGUGUAUACCUUGGAACUGGAAAAGCUGAGGACCUAUCUGAUAAUCAGAUGAAUUGUUUAUUUUAUGUAAGAGACUCUAAAUAGGAGUGUUUUAAAGAGUAAAUUAUUUAAAUCUGUAUUUUGAUAAAAGUAUUCAGCCUACAAAUUUCUAACUGCUGCUUAAAAAGGAUGGAGUCCUAGAUAAUUUGCACAAUGCACAGUAUUGCCGUUUCUGGGAAAGACAUCUGUACCAUUCUCCAUGCAGCUGUAGGAAUCCCAGUGGAUGGUAGCAGUUGUGAAACCUCAUUUUUGUAGUGAAUUAUUAAAAUCUAUUAAA